AGCCGAGAACCAGAGGAAUGUCCACAUCCGGGGCCCUGUGGCCGAGGCCCGGUUGCCAUGGCAGCGGGGCUGCUGGCAGGCCUUCCACGUUAAGGGCCGAUCUCGCAUCGCCCAGGAGGCCGCGCAGCGCCGCCACUAUGAGUCAGGGCACCGCGGAUCUAGCCUCAGAGACGGGAGAUGACAGUCUGUCUGCAAUUACCUUUGAUUCCGACUUUGAGACGAAAACAAAAAGAAAAGGUUUCCACAAACCUCCUUCUACAUCACCAAAGUCACCUUACUACUCCAAGCCCAGAAAAGUGACAUCCUGGCGGUCUCUGAAGACAGCAGGGAGCAUGCCUCUGAGCAGCAGAAUGUCCUUGACCCCACAGAAGCUGUGGCUGGGAUCCUCAAAGCCUGGUCACGUCUCUGGGACUUCUGUCUACAGAGAGAAGGAGGACAUGUAUGACGAGAUCAUCGAGUUGAAGAAGUCCUUACAUAUGCAGAAAAGUGAUGUGGAUCUCAUGCGAACAAAGCUUCGGCGCUUGGAAGAGGAAAACAACAGAAAGGAUCGCCAAAUAGAACAGCUUUUGGAUCCAGGUCGAGGCCCAGACUUUGUGCGAACCCUGGCCGAGAAAAGGCCGGACACUGGUUGGGUCAUCACCGGGCUCAAGCAGAGGAUCUUCAGGCUGGAGCAACAGUGCAAAGAAAAGGACAACACUAUCAACAAACUGCAGACGGACAUGAAGACCACCAACCUGGAGGAGAUGCGCAUCGCCAUGGAGACAUACUAUGAAGAGAUCCAUCGUCUGCAGACCCUCCUGGCGAGUACUGAAGCCACGGGAAAGAAGCCCAUAGUGGAGAAGAAGCUGGGUGUGAAGAGGCAAAAGAAGAUGAGCAGUGCCCUGCUGAACUUGACCCGGAGCGUGCAGGAGCUGACAGAGGAGAACCAGAGCCUGAAGGAGGACCUGGACCGCAUGCUGAGCAAUUCCCCUACUGUCACCAAAAUAAAAGGUUACGUAGACUGGAGCAAGCCCCGGCUGCUGAGACGCAUCGCAGAGUUGGAAAAGAAAGUGAGUUCUGCAGAAAACCCAAAGCCAUCUAAUUCAGAUCUGGUCAAGCCAAAUCCCCUGGUCCGCUCCUCCUCCAACAUCUCGGUGCAAAAGCAGCCAAAAGGAGACCAGUCCAAAGAGGACCAGCCCAAAGGGGAUUCGUCUGAGGACCAGGAGCCUCUUGAGGGAACCCUGAAGAUCCUGAAAGGGGAGCGGAGCGCAUUGCAGGCACAGCUGCUGGAGAAAGAUGUGGAGAUGAAUAAGCUGCUGCAGGCCAAGAUGGACUUGGAGAAGGAGCUGGAGAUGGCCAGAGAAGGCGAGAAGGAAAGAUGGGAACAGGAACAGGCUUUGAGAGAGGAAAUUGAAGUACUCACCAACAAGUGUCAAGAACUGGAAGAAGCUAAGAGACAAGAGAAAGACUCUGCUGUAGCAGACACCCAGGAGGCCUACCCAGAGCUCCACGCACCAUCACCCUGCAGCGGUCACUCCAAGCCGGACUCUGACAACGAUCCGGACUCCCACAACAGUGCUAGUGACGGGGCUGGCUCCCAGCCACCCACCCCAUGCUCUGAAGAGAGGAGGGAGGCUGCCAUAAGAACCCUGCAGGCCCGGUGGAAGGCCCACAGACACAAGAAAAGAAAAGCAGCUUUGGAUGAGGCAGCAACUGUGCUCCAGGCAGCCUUCAGAGGACACCUAGCUCGCUCGAAGCUGUUACGAAGCAAAGCUCCAGCCUCCAGGCCUCCCAGCCUGCCGGGUUCUCCCAGCCUUCCCAACCAGCUGCCGAGGUCUCCCACACCCAGUGUCCCGAGCCCCAUCUCCCCGCCUGAAGACAGCCCAGUACAAGAGGAGGCCAUCACUGUCAUCCAGUCCAUCCUCCGGGGAUACCUGGCCCAGGCCAGGUUCAUUGCCAACUGCUGCAGAGGGAUUGCAGCCUCGUCUCAGAAGGGCCCUGUCUCAGCCUCACCCUCAGGAUCCACCUCCCCACCCUCACCCACCCUCGCACCUUCUCCAGGAGUAAUAAGAGUGGGGCUCUGUCCCAAGGAGGAGCCGAGAGACACCGCUGCAGUUGAACCUGCACCCUCUCAACCCUCGGCCCCCAACUCCCCACAGGGUGGCCACUGGGACUGUCCACCCCCUUCUGGUCUAGAGGCUGUGCCUCAGUCCAGUGUGAAGGAUGUGCUAUGCUUGGAUGUGUGUGACGAAAGGAGCAGCAGUACCACAAGUGCUCAGCCAUCCCUGGUGGCGUCCUCUUCCCCAGGACUGCAGCCCAUGUCACCACCCCCUGUGGAGGAUAUCUGCUCUGAUGACUCGGAUGACAUUAUCUUUUCGCCGUUUCUGCCCAGGAAGAAAAGCCCCUCCCCAUUCUAGGACCCCAGUCAUUGCCUCCAGGUGAGGUGGCUGUGGGGACAGAUUAGAGGACUUGCUAACUGAAUUUGAGAAGAUGACCUAUCUUGCUAGGGCAAGAGCCAUGCCACGGGAACACCUCAGCCAUCGGUUUUCUUAUAUUCUGUGCCUGUGCCUUUGAGGGAUCCUGGUGGCUCUACCUUGCUCUCUGGGAAGGGCGGGUGACCACCUCCCGCUUCCAUUUCUCGUUGUAGCCCAUGUGUUUCCAGUGCCCACAGAUAUGUGCACUCCAAGUCAGGGCAGCAGGGAGUCCUGCAAAGAUGGGAACUCUUGCAGAGUCUACCACCUGCCCUUGACCUUGGCACUGUCAGCUGCCAUUGAGAUACAACCUUCCUCAUCCGGUGCUGCCCAGUGCCUUACAGGUCACACAACUAAGUCUCCUGUCCCCACAGCAGAAUGCAGUCAUAUGAAAGCUAUGGACUUCAGGGUCCCCAACCAAGCCCCUGUCCCAUGGGCUCCUUGUUUCCCUUUCUGUUAUCCCCAUCACCUCCAUCCCCGCCCUGGGAGAAUGAACUCUUGGAAGAGCACCAGACGGUGACACAUGGGGUGGUACAGCAGCUCCCGAGAGGCACCAAGAGGGUAGAUCCACAGGUCACCCAGACACAAGGCAGGGAGCAGGGCCAGGAGGCAGCCCAGCAUCCCAGAGGAGAGAAGUCCCAGAGAAGAGCAAACUCCAGUGUAGACCUAGGGACAGCCCUGUCACCUGGGUGUGCAGAGGCAUCUGCAGGCCACCAGUGCCACCUGGCCCACUCAGCAGCCAGUAGCUUGAGAUGUGUCCAUAGAUCACUGGGGAUAGGACUUCCUGGCCCCAUGUGGCUGCUUUUAUCUUAGGAAAAACCUAAUGCUAGAAGGUUCCUGCUUGGACUUGAUCCAUAGGGACACCAAGAGGUUUGCUCUUAGGGACCAUUUAAUCUUGGCCAUCCACAAAACACCAGCCUGAUACUGCACACAGCAGGCUGGGCAUGGGAACCUCAGGAUGGGAGCUAGAUUUGGCUUGGCAGCCAGAGGCCAGGAAGGGGAACCCAACUUUGUCCACCUGCCCCAGCGAGGGGUAAGUGCCCCUAAUACUGUGAUGGGACCAGGCACAGCUGCCAAGCCCUUUUCUCCACCAGGGGGCAAAAGACAACUCAGCCAUGACUCUGGCCUGCUCAGUUUUUUAUGCACUUGGCCUGUGGGCUAUCUGCCAAGUUAGUUUUCUUCCCCUUGAACUGAUGGCAAUUUUACCAAAUGGCAGCCGAGUGGAGCCCUCUGUAGAUGUAUCUGCCUCCCUACCACAACUUGGGUGUGUCCCCUGUGAUUGAUGCACCACUUGAAGCUUCAGACCCACCCACUAAGGCACAAGAAGGUGGCUACAGACUCGAGUGCCAGGAGUCCUCAUAUGGCUACUCUGUCCCCCCUUAUUUAACAGCAGCCAUUUGUUCUGAGAGUAUUGCGUGUUCUGAGAGUGAACAAUCAGGAGUUCUAGGUUGAUGGGGGAUGCAGGGUGGGUGUCUUCACUUUGGCUGCCCCCACCUCAGGAAAAGGGGCAGGGCUUGUACGUCUAAGGCUGACCUGUGCACCCAGCCUGGCCAGCGGGCAGUGAGGUCAAGAUCAGUCCCUGCACUUGAGUUUUCUGAGAACAAACCCCUGAAAACAGGAGAGCUUAUACACCCGCUGAGCUUUGGUGCGGCCGCUAAUCUAUUAAAGGUUAACCUGUCUUGAAGCUACCUCAGUAAA
Messenger RNA from Phodopus roborovskii (desert hamster), 4148 nucleotides. RefSeq names its product IQ motif containing E (gene Iqce). The transcript is spliced from 22 exons. Bases 18 to 2396 code for a protein of 792 amino acids. NCBI's taxonomy places the organism in Eukaryota, Metazoa, Chordata, Mammalia, Rodentia, Cricetidae. Gene Ontology annotation, molecular function: protein binding. The record is from RefSeq and is a predicted model, not a curated record.